ACAAGAACAACAAGAACAAGAACAAGAACAACAACAACACAACAGCCAACAACAGGAGCAGCAUCCCCAACAAGAUGUGGAUCCACAACAUCAGAAGGUGGAACAGGAACAGGAACAGCCAAGGGAUGUGGAAAUGAUGCAUCAAAAUCAGGCGGAUGAUGGUGAAGACACACAAAAAGAACAACAACCUCUACAGCAGCACCAUCACACGGAUCAACAAUUGGAGACGGAUAUGGAACUGGAUCCGGACCUAGACUUUGAACAGGAUGAUAUGGAGGACAUGGAAUACGAGGAUGAAGAAGAUGUCGAAGUCGAUGUGGAUUUUGAUGUCGAUGAAGAGGUGGUGGGCAACGACAACGAGGAGGAGUUAGAGGAAGAGGAUGAGGAUGAAGACACAGAUGAUGGCACCAUUGUCGAGGACAGUGAUGCCACCAGUUGCAGCAGUUGUCGUCGCGCCGAAUUGGAGGAGCUGCAGCAGCUUCAACAACAGCAACAGGAGGAGGAGGAGCUACUUCAACAACAACAACAACAACAACAACAACAGCAGCAGCAGGAACUGGGGCCAGUGGCAGCGGUACCUGCUGCUGUGGCUCCACCUCCAGUUGCACCUGAUCAGGAGGACGACGACGACGAUGACGACGAGGAGGAGGAAGAACACGAAGACGAGGAUCUGGAUGUGGAUGUCGAUGUCGAACUGCCAUCAGAACACGGUGCCUAGGAUCCUACACAACACUUAUGGUUCCAUAUACGCAAAUCAAUCUCCAAAACGCACACACACACACACACACACACACCACAGCAGAAUGUUCGUCCGUGUGUGGCAUGGUGCAAAUGAACGAAAUACCAAAAAUUUGUUGCUUUGGUAUUUCGAUCAUUGAUUGAUCCACACGAAUCACAGACACAGAGACACAAGCAUCCAACAUUUUGGAAAAAAUAACUUUUUGCAAAACACACACGAAUACACACACCCAAAAUACACCGCUAGAUAGAUCCGAUUGUAUAUUUAUUAUAGAUGAAGAUCGUAGUAGGACCAACGCCGUUUUAUCAUCAUUCCCCCAUCCGGCAACAAGCACCAACACGAUAUAUACACACACACACACACACACACACACACACACAUGCAUUUCCCCCUAUUA
Molecule: messenger RNA, 1136 nt
Organism: Drosophila persimilis
Lineage: Eukaryota; Metazoa; Arthropoda; Insecta; Diptera; Drosophilidae
Product: probable serine/threonine-protein kinase fhkB
Exons: 1
Coding region: 134-718 (194 amino acids)
Source: RefSeq, a predicted model, not a curated record